Messenger RNA from Daphnia magna, 2902 nucleotides. Its product is annotated as zwei Ig domain protein zig-8. Gene Ontology annotation, biological process: synapse organization. Gene Ontology annotation, cellular component: neuron projection membrane. Lineage: Eukaryota; Metazoa; Arthropoda; Branchiopoda; Diplostraca; Daphniidae. The transcript has 7 exons. The record is from RefSeq and is a predicted model, not a curated record. Bases 506 to 1537 code for a protein of 343 amino acids.
CAGCUGUCAGUACGGUUCAGACCAUCGCCCUUAGUGCUGUGUGUGCUCGUCUGUGUCGUGCGCCCCUUUGCUGAACGUCCUAGUGCAAUAUCUCCGUAACAAGUUACUACUAUAUCAAAAAUCAACACUUUGACUUCAAGUUUUUGUCUAACCUGAAAACGGAUGCACGUAGUUCGAUGAUAUAGUGAACAAACCAUCCAUUAAAUCGCGACUACGUUAUUGUUCUACAGUCUUCACGAACAAAAAAACAUCUGUUUUUGGAUUUUAAUAAGUGGUAACUGAAAGUGUCAUUUUGAAGACUUCAUUUUUUUUUACGAAUGUUACAGACGUUGAGUGGGUUCUACAAUGUCUCCAAGUGUUAGGUAAUUUCACCAGAGUAAAAUGAACGUGUUCGUCUUCAACUGCAAGCGAUCGGACAGCCUUCGUCCAGAAAAAUCCACCGUGUGAAUAGCACUUUGUCCAACAGCGUCUGCCAACUGUGAACUGGAACUUCAGUAAAGAGCCGAUGUCGGCUAACAUUAAGCGUCUGGUUGUACUAUAUCGGUUGGAUCCUCGACCGUCAUCCAAAAUGAUACGACCACUCACCCCAGUUUUCUUGUUAUUUCUGUUGUGCCAUUUCACCAGUCAAUCGUUUGUGAAUGCCUCUUCACAACUACCAGCAGAUUCCAGUCGCAACAAUUUGGAGCCGCUUUCCCACCAGCAAAGCAAAGCUUCGCCGGCCUCUGCUAAUUUAAAACGUGGCUCGACCUCUGCUGACAUUGAUGGCGGCCUGACGUCGUCAUCGUCGGCAGUGGGUACCCAUUCGGCGCGAUUCGUGACGUCUAACGGCACGCUUAUCACAGCGCAGCGCGGUUCAACGGCAAGCCUGCCGUGUGAGGUUGUCAGUCUCGGCGAUGGCGUGGUGACGUGGUUUCGAAGGAAAGACUUCCAUUUGCUGACAGUGGGACACGCCGUGUACUCCAGCGACGAACGGUUCCAUGUGCAAGGACCAAUGCGAUCUACUCAGACUCAAGAUUGGGCUCUGCAGAUCCGCUUCGCUCAGGAGCGCGACUCGGGAUUGUACGAAUGCCAACUGUCGACUCAUCCGCCUAGCAGCCUCUUCGUCGAGCUGGUCGUUGUUGAGGCGCACGCCGAGAUCGACGGUGGUCCAGAGAAAUACGUCAAGAGCGGCAGCACGUUGAAGUUGACUUGCCACCUGAGACAGAGCAGCGUGACUCCGGAUUUCGUCUUCUGGUACCAGGACGAGCGUAUGAUCAACUACGAGGGAGCAGCCGGCGUCAAAGUCAUCAGCGACGCUGCCUCCAGUACGCUCAUCAUUGAACGGGCUCAGAGCGUGCACUCGGGCAACUACUCAUGCGUACCGUACAAUGUCAACCCAUCGUCCGUCAUCGUUCACAUUCUCAAUGGGGAGAAGCCGGCGGCGAUGCAGCACAGCAGUGCGGCUCUUCACUGGUAUUCCGUGUCCGUCAUUUUCAUCGUCGAAUGUGUUUUCCUGAAGCUGAACGGCGUUGCUGGAUCGCUGCAGGAGUGGCUGUGACCAUCGUGGCUCAUCGAACGCAACCCAUAGAAAACAAUUGACGAUACAACCACGAACGAUGAGGGCAGCGAGUAACACAAUCCGACCGAAUAAAAUUGACAAAAAUUAAGAGAAUGGCAAUAGAUUUAUACUAAUGUACAUGUGCUGUAGAUUCAAGAGGCACACGAACUGGGAAAACUGGGGAAAAAAAAGAGUAAGCGACAGCCAUGUUACGGUGAAAAGCACUACAAAAAAGAGAAAUAGGCAAAUGGAUGCACAUCCGUUAUUCUUCAACUCGUAUUGUAUUCAAAUUCAAGAUUCCAUAUACGAUAUAUAACAGGCCCGCCAUAUCUGUUCAAAAGUGUGUUGAUGAGGCGUGUAUUCUUUUUCUUGUAAACACUGAGUUACAUUUCUCUCAUUCACUAUCCCUGUCAUUCGUCAAGUAAUACUAUAAACGUAUAACUAUUAAGAAAGAUGGCAAUUGUUUCUUCUUUUUUUUUCCUUUUUUACACUUGCAGAAAAACAGCAAUAUUUGCUUUGUUGCUGAUAUAUUCGAAUUGUUUUAUAUCCGUUUUUUUCAAACAACUAAUUUCGAAUUCCCCCCCCCCACCCCCCUCUAGAACAAAGACAGAGAAAACGAUAUAUUGAUGAAAGGUGAAACCAAACAAUGACUUCAUUACCAGAUGUUUGACCAUGUUAAUAUUACAAUGUGUUUCCGUUCACAAUUCUUAUGGCGUUAUAAAUAUAUACAAUUCGUCAUCAUGUCCCUCCCUCUUCUUUAACCUUCCUGCCCCACUCGGCGCCACCUUUGCUUUUACAAUUGAGGCACAAAGGGGGGUGAGGAAACAGAGCAGCAUUACUGCCACGUACCUCUAUAUAUCCUGUACGUGAAAUAUACCAACUCAAAUGCAUAUUACACCAUAGUCUACUAUAAAUCACUUGCGUCAAUAAAGUGUCAACCCGUGCAGGCGAGAGAGCGCGAUUACCAUGGAUAGCGGCAUGUAACGCUGUUGUGUUAUUUAGAAUGUCGGUGACGGAAUGUUGAAGCAACGGCAUUGGACCCAUCCUAUAUUGUUGAACAGAAAUACAUCCCAUCCCUUGGAAAAUCGUGUAUUGGUUCUUUGGUCUUUGUCGUAUAAAUCCCCCGAAAUAUCACCUUCCGUUGUACAAUAUCCACAUUUUGCUCCGUUCCUUAUACAACACCGCCACUCCGCAACUGCAGCACAGUAAGGCCUAGCCGAAUUCCUUUGCUCCUCAUCUUUUCAACACUACAAGUGAAAAACAAACAACAACAAAAAAAACAACAAAACAAACAAACACAUUAACCCACAAAUUAACCAUCAGUUGAUUAUCGUUUCUGUAAAUAGACCUUGAUUAUUUCAUGUA